GAUGUUUUUUCGACAUCUCUUGUGAAAAGUUUGUGAAAAGAUUGUUUACGGUGAAGAAAUCCAUCGCUCUUUUGGUAAAUUUCUGUAUUUCUUCAGUAUUUGUGAUUCUUAGCAGUCUAAACUAAUAAAGUGGCUCUCUUUUAACGUCAAAACAAUUGAUUGUGCGGAAAAUGGACGGACUACAGCACCGACGAGAAAGAAAAUCGUCAAUGGUAACACAACAAUUUUACGCACCACUAUCGCCAUGCCCUAUACCAGACAUAAGUGAUGAUGAGCUAGUUUCUAUAUCCGUCAGAGACCUUAAUCGUACUCUAAAGUCUCGCGGCCUAAAUCGCGAGGAGGUUGUGCGUAUGAAGCAGCGUCGACGAACGCUGAAAAAUCGUGGCUAUGCAGCUAGUUGUCGCAUAAAACGUAUAGAACAGAAGGAUGUUUUGGAAACAGAAAAAUCGCAUGAAUGGGUUGAGCUGGAAACUAUGCACGAAGAUAACGAACAAUGUCGCAAGGAUAUAGCUAACUGGAAGAAUAAAUACAAGGCUUUGCUGCAGUUUGCAGCCCAUAAUGACAUUCCGAUUCCACCGGAACUAGAGGGUUGCUGAAUAAUGGAAGCAGAAUAGUAUAAAUGGGAGUGUCUACUUACACGUGCCACGGUAAAAAUUAUGCCGAAAGAAGUUCUGUCCCACACACAGAAAGGAGAAUUCUGAGUAGUAAGGGUUAUAAUCCCUAAGCGCGGCCGAAGGCCGCCUACGCAUAAAGAAGUUCUGCCCCACUUCUCCGGCAACACAUAAUCCACGUAAUUUUACCGUAGAUAUACGGUAAUUUUUAAACUUGCCGUGGCGCGUGUGUGUAGACACUGCCAAUAUAAAUAGAUUAUAUAUUUUAAGUAACUUUAUGUAUACCACUUUAUUUGUAAAUUAUAUCGAUCGUGUAUAGGUUUUAAAUAAAUACUGCUUAUUUAAAAUUUG
Molecule: messenger RNA, 962 nt
Organism: Rhagoletis pomonella (apple maggot)
Lineage: Eukaryota; Metazoa; Arthropoda; Insecta; Diptera; Tephritidae
Gene: maf-S
Product: transcription factor MafK
Exons: 3
Coding region: 171-596 (141 amino acids)
Biological process (GO): regulation of transcription by RNA polymerase II
Cellular component (GO): nucleus
Molecular function (GO): DNA-binding transcription factor activity, RNA polymerase II-specific; RNA polymerase II cis-regulatory region sequence-specific DNA binding
Source: RefSeq, a predicted model, not a curated record